Plasmopara halstedii is the source of this 573-nucleotide messenger RNA. RefSeq names its product phosphatidylinositol n-acetylglucosaminyltransferase subunit h. Lineage: Eukaryota; Oomycota; Peronosporomycetes; Peronosporales; Peronosporaceae. The record is from RefSeq and is a predicted model, not a curated record. Gene Ontology annotation, biological process: GPI anchor biosynthetic process. The transcript is spliced from 4 exons. Bases 1 to 573 code for a protein of 190 amino acids. Gene Ontology annotation, cellular component: glycosylphosphatidylinositol-N-acetylglucosaminyltransferase (GPI-GnT) complex.
AUGUCGCAAGCAAAUGAAGUAGUGUUGCGAGUGCGGGCUUAUGGACAGCAAGGCAUCGAGUUCUCGUUAUAUGUACUUGAUUCUGACGAAAGAAGAUGGAUCCUUACGUGGUGGUUGAUCGUCAUAUUAUGCCUCAUCUCUGGUUGGGUCUUAAAGAGUGUUGAGCUGGGUGUAUCAUCGCCAUUUCGAGUAUUAUUGGGAUUGCUAUUACCUGCAUUGGCCGUAUGGCUUUAUCAAGUUUCGGGCAGCGUUAUAGUCGAAGAAUCGAUGCUGGUCGUCCCAGCGCUUGGAGUAAAGCUAAGCACGAGGCGACGCAGUGGAGUAGUGCAUAGCAAGUUUGUCGAUUUAGAGACAAUAAGCGGUGUGGCGGUGAAUGAGGCAAUCACAUUUUCCAGCGUUGUGUACUCGCUAGUACUUAUGGUAGAAGGACAGAGUGAGAUGGUGUUGCCGUUCCAGACGUUUCGGCCACGAGUAGCCGUGUUGCAGGAAGUUUAUCUGGAGACAGUAAGACUUCUCUUCCCCGAUGGCACCGAUCUAAAUAUGCGGCUUCCUGAAGGUGUCGCGCCGCCUUGA